Iphiclides podalirius (scarce swallowtail) is the source of this 136-nucleotide messenger RNA. Lineage: Eukaryota; Metazoa; Arthropoda; Insecta; Lepidoptera; Papilionidae. The record is from the annotation of a GenBank genome assembly.
AUGAUACCCUACACUUGGCACAAAGCCAUGCUGCCAAGCAAUUCGUCGUGUUUUAGUACGAUGUCUGGUGAAGCCGUAUGGGGCAUGGCUCUGAACAGCUGCCUUGUGAAGAAGGGUGCUCCACUGGCCGCCCGCA